AUGUUGUUUGUGACGGUGAUUGGUUAUGAUAUUAAUAUAGCAGUUGCUGAAUACAAGGUAUUUGAAAAGCAGUUGGAAUGGUCAGAAUACGCUUCGAUGAUUAUUGAUCAAACUUAUUUAACAACAUUGGGAUAUUCGAUGAUUGUGUAUGAUUCCAUGUUUUUUACAUUAAUUAAUUGCGCGGUUAUUCAAAUGAUUAAGGUGCAAUAUGGUUUGGAGCACUUAGAUAUGACGCGAGAUCCUUAUACAGAAUUUUGUAAAUUGGUUAAAUACCACGAUUUUAUUUUGAGGUUCAUAACUUACAUAAAUGGUAUUUAUUCUAUUCAAUUGUUGAAUCAUUUUUUUACAACUACUUGUUGUAUCUGCGUCGGAAUUUUUAUGUUGAAUGUUGAUGGGUUCCCACCAUCAACGGAUAAAUUAUCGUACGUUUCGUACUUGGUUUGCCACAAUUAUCAAUUAUAUAUUUAUUGUUCUUACGGACAAAUUCUUCUUAAUGAAAUGGAAGCCGUUGGAGAAUCAUUGUAUAAUUCGGAUUGGUACAAAAAGUUUCAGCCAAAAUUAAGGAAGGCGAUGUCGUAUGUAAUCAUAAUGUCAAAUCUCCCAAAUAAAUUAACGAUUGGAGGUUAUUGGGAAUUGAAUUUAAAAACUUACAUGUCAAUCGUUAAAACGGCCUUCUCCUUUAACGCGUUCGUUCAAAACGUUUUCAAUAAGUCUAAGUAACUUAAUUUCACGG
This is a messenger RNA of Onthophagus taurus, 733 nucleotides long. The record is from RefSeq and is a predicted model, not a curated record. Lineage: Eukaryota; Metazoa; Arthropoda; Insecta; Coleoptera; Scarabaeidae.